Messenger RNA from Chlamydomonas reinhardtii, 6388 nucleotides. RefSeq lists its product as uncharacterized. The coding region runs from base 134 to 4645 and encodes 1503 amino acids. The transcript has a single exon. NCBI's taxonomy places the organism in Eukaryota, Viridiplantae, Chlorophyta, Chlorophyceae, Chlamydomonadales, Chlamydomonadaceae. The record is from RefSeq and is a predicted model, not a curated record.
CAGAUUAUCGACAUCUUUCCAGUAUCUUUGAACAAACUUACAAAGCGACACAGCAAACUCGGAAGACUAAUCGUCAGUCGGCAGGAGAGCUUAUUCCCCUCGCCCCCAUCACCUUUCCCAAGCGGUGGUGGAUAUGAUAUUUGAUGAGCAACGCCCAGAAGCAGCCCCGGCGCAGCGAGGCCCAGCUCCGGGUAGCUUCGGGAAUGGCGGAGCCCCGCUUCGUUUGCCUCUGUCGUCCUGGCCUGGAGUCACUGCAGGCGAAUGUGUACGCCGACUGGCAAAGCGGGUGCGGUCGACCUGGGAGAACGAAGGUGGGCAGCAAUUUGCGGGCCCAACAGCGACGUCGACUGCCGUGAACUCCGCGGAAUUGCGACAGCGGUGGGCCGUUCCUAGCCCUGCGCGCUCGUUUUGCGCCGGACUUCCGCCUCGAGCAGUCGGUGACGGGUCCACGACUCUCGUUGGCGCCCUAGCAUUUCGGGCCAACUCCGCGCCCGCGGCUGAGCUGGAGGCAUUGGCGCCAGCGACACCGCCGACCGGCUGCUCGCACAGCCUUAAAUCAGAGAUAUCGCCGCCCAGCUCGCCGCCGCGGGUCCAGGACGCGGGGCUCGGUAUCGGUGCCUUCGUUGCUGCAGCUAGGUCGGUCUCGGCUCCCGCCUCGCUUCUUCCGCCAGCGCAGACUCUGCGAGCCGCGGCUGCUGCGACUGUUAUCAACAACAACAGCGGCUCUCAGGGCCUGCUUAGCGCGGUGCUGGGUCGGGCCAGCACGGGUCAAGCCUGCCGCUGCAGCAGCGGGACGGGCAACGUAAGCGGCAGCCCCGCCCUCGCCUCCGCGGCCGCUACAACGCCAACAGCAGCAGCAGCAACGGCGCCGGCACCGCCUCCCACGGCUUCGCCAGCGCCAGCCCCCGACCCACAUCACCAGCUGGCGCCGGCAGGCGCGUGCGAGUCGGACAGCGAAGAGGCCGCACCCACGGCGACGGACGCGGUAGCGGCGCAGGCGGGGCAGCAGCAGGAGCGAAAGCCGACGGACGCGGGUGCCGCGGCGGCCGGUGCCGUGACGGCUGGUGCAGACGCAGGUGCCGCCGAGGCCUGCGGCUACUACAGCAGCGAUAGCGGCGAGCCGAACUGUGGGCUGCUGGUGAGUGUGGUGGUGGGCGAUUCGGACCCCCACACGGACUCCCACACGGACCCACACGCAGAGCGCGGCUGGCAGCAGGAGGAGGGGGCAGCACCAGCACCAGCAGCGUUACACGCACACGCACACGCCGGCGGCUUCGGGCUAGCUGAGGCAGGCAACCUGCAGCAGUGCGAGCAGCAGCAGCAGCAACAGCCGCUGUCGCACGAGCACGAGCAUGAGCUGCCGCUGGUGCCGUGGGACAUUCACAUGGAGGAGGGAAGCCCGCAGCCGCUGACGCUGAUGACAGCCGCUGCUUCGGAGGCAGCGGCCUCGGCUGCAGACGCCAAGCACCGUCACCACCCUCACCACCACCAACCCCACAGGCCGCUGCAUCACCACAUCCACGUCCAGCAACUGCAUCACGUGCACCACCCACACCCACACGCAUACCACCCCCUGCACCCGCACGCCCACCACCCGCACCACGAACACCCGCCGCAGCCGCAGCCGCAGCCGCAUGGCGCGUGCAGCCACGGCGCCGCGCAGGCACCGCACGCCGCAGGCUCUUACACCUCCGCAACCGCAGCCACAGCAAGCACAGCAGCAGAAGCAGCAACGGCGGCGGCGAUCAGUGCUGACGAGGCGGCAGCCGGGCGCGGUGGCUGCAGCUCCCCGCUGGCGCCCUACGACAUCUCCCGCAACGCGCUGUGGCGCGCCAGCGCGGCGCCGCGCGGCCGCCCGCCGCUGCCGCACCGCCUGCGGCCGGGCCUGCGGCACGCGCCGCUGCUCUCCUACGGCUCGGCUGUCUCAGACGACUACCUGGAGCAGAUAGCAGGCCAGGUGGCGGCUGGCGGCGGCGGCGGCGGCGGCGGCGGCGGCGGGAGCGGGGAGGAAGAGUGGGUGGCGGCGCCGCCUUGUGCGAUGCGGUCGCAGUGCGGCAAGGCCGCGCCGUUCGGGCAGGCGCUGGACCUGCAACAGCCUCUGCAAUUGGGGGCCGGGGCCGGGGCUGGGGCGUGCGGGCUGCCGCAGCAGCUGCAGGCCGGGCCGCUGGGCGGGCCGCCGUCAGGAAUUGACAGCGGCAGCAGUAGCGGCACUGGUGGUGUGGGGUCGCCGACGCCGUCGCCGGCGACGUCGCUGCUGGAUGCAGCGGCGCUCAGUUGGGGCGGCGCGGCCUGGGCGCGCAAGGCCAGUCCCUUCGCGCAGAUGGCGGCGGAGGCGGCGUCAGCCGACGGCGUGCUCACGCCACUCGCGCGGCCCGGCAGCCCAGACCCAGUUGCUGUGGCGGCUGCUACAGCCGCUGCUGCGGCUGCAGCUGCGGCUACAGCCUGUGGCGAGGUGAUGGACGAUGAUGAGCUGGAUUCCUACUACCUGCACACGCUGUGCGGGGGGGUGGAUCCGCUGGCGGCCUUCAUGUCGCAGGAGCUGCCGCCCGACUGCUGUGGCGAUGACAGCGGAGGGAGCGGCGGCGGCGACGGCGGCGAAGGCGCGAGUGGCGUCGUUGUAGACGCGGUGCUUGACACCGCGGCGGCGCAGGUGGAGGCGCAGGCAGAGGAUGUGGAGGCGCAGGUGGAGGCGCAGGUGGAGGAGGAAGAGGCGUGCGACACUCCGCCGACGCCGCCUCCCUCGCCGCGGUCGCCGAGAGAGGCCGAGGCCGCGACUGACGUGACGCAGGAGCGCCAGCAGCAGUGGGAGCAGUGGGAGUGGCAGGAGGAGCGGCAGGAGGAGCGGCAGCGUGCGGCGGCGGCGGCGGCGGCGACGGCGCACGAGCACCAGGAUCAGCACCAGCUGCCGCCGCCGACCGGCAUGCAGCCGCACCCUGUUGCCGCACUGCUGUUGCGGGCGGACACACCCGCGUUGCCGCUGGCCUUCCCACUGCCGGAGCCGAGGCCGCUGCCCAAGCCGUCGCCACCCGAGUCGUCGUCAUCGUUGCCGCCGCCGCCGCCGGCCUCGGUCGGGGUCUGCGGCCACGUGGCGGCGCCGCCCCACGCGGCAGAGGCGCCAGUGGUGCAGCUGGCGGUUGCGGCGUACGAGCCCGAGCAGGACGAGGAGUCGAUGCUGUUUGAGCUGGACCUGGCCCCGGCGGUGGCAGCAACGGAGCCGGCAGCGACGGAGUCGGCGGCGGUCAAGGCUCAGGCCGUGGAGGAGCCGGCCGUGGAGCCGGCGGCUGGGAUGUUGGGCACGGCAAUGGUCCAUGUCGGCAGCGGCCGUGCCGCCAUGGGUGAUGAUGGCUGCGGCAGCGGCAGCCCCAUGCAAUGCGACUCGCCGCUGCCCUCACCGCUGCCGCCGGCCGCGGUUGGCGAAACGGCGGCCGGUGCGGCGGCCGUGGGCGGCGUGACAGCGACUGCGGAGGACAAUGAGUUGCCGGCGGCGACCGCGCACGCGGCUGCUGCUACUGCUGCUACUUAUGAUGCUGAUGCUUCUGCUGGUGCUGCUGAGCGCAGCUACAGCUCUGAGGAGCUUCCGUUUGGUCUGUCACCACUAAACUCGCCGCCAGGCACACCGGCUGGCCGCCGCACCGCCGCCACAGCAGCCCUGCCGCUGCACACGCACACGAGCCACCAGCACCACAGCCAGCACCACUCUGGGCAUGUCGGACACGCGCCGCACCACCCGCCGCGCUGGCCGCAGCCGCACCCACACCACCCCCAGCACCCCCAGCACUACCAGCCUCAGGUCGGCUACCACGCCCACCUCCAGCACCACCCCAGCCAGGAGCAGCUGCAGGCGCAGGCGCAGGCGCAGGGGCAGCACUUGCUACAGCUACAGCAGCUGCAGCUGCAGCACACCACGGCGCAGCUGCCUUCGCACUGGCAGCACCUGCUGCAAUGCCCCCACUACGACGAGGAUGCCAGCCUCCCUGAAACGGUGGCCGCAACAGCAGCUACAGCCGCGGCAGGCGGCACGGCUGUAGCAGCGGCAGGCGGCACGGCUGUAGCAGAGGCAGGCGGCACGGCUGUAGCAGAGGCGCCCCCACCGGUGGUGGUGCUGUGCUCCUGCUGCGACUAUCACGUCUCGGAGCUCCACCCCGCCUCCGAGCGCAGUUUGCGCCGGCAGAUGGAGAGCGCCGGCCUGGAGCUGCCGCCGCCGCCGCCCGCCGCGCCCCACCACCACCACUACGACCAGCUACUGCGGCUGCGGGCGGGUGCAUGCGCAGGCGAGUUGGACGGCGCUGCGGCGUCGCUGCUGGCACACGAGGGCGCGGAGCUGGCGCCGCCAGCGGGCGCUGUUGGGGCGGCUGCAGCAGACGUGACCGGCAAGUCGGCUGGUAGCGCAGCUGCUGCUGCUGCUGCUGCUAUUGGCGAGUAUUCGCCGCAGCAGCAGCAGCAGCAGCAGCAGCAGCUGGUGUUGUGUCUGGACCGCGUGGCGAGCUGCGCGCACUGCGGCGUGGCAGGCGAGGUGCGCGGGCUGUUGGGCCAGGUGGUGUGGAACAACUGCUUCUCUGAGGGGGAAGAGGAGGAGGAGGAGGAGGUGGAGCAGGAGGAGCAGGCGGCGGCACAUGCGCUGAUGGACGAAGGCGCCGGCAUCUAAGAGAGCCGGAGUUGGGAGUCGCAUGCGCGAAUGUUGUGCUGCGUGCGUGUGCUCUGUUAAGCUUGGUUGCAUGUAUAAUAGGGCAUGAGAAGAAACUUAACACGUACUACUUGCCUUCCUUUGGGUGCAAGUGAAUGUACAUAGAGCAAAGCUGUGGAUCGGCACAUUACUUAGUCCCCGCACUUUCAUCAACGUGCUCCUGCUGCUUCUUAUCCUUCAUUAUGCCGUUUUAGAGUGCCAUGCAUCGUCAGUCCCUGGCCUGGGAGCUUGAGGAGACCAGCAGUAGGGCGGGCUUGCUGUGUCGGGGGCACGCUGUGCAUGGGAACGGGUGCCGGAGUUACGCACGAAUGUAGCGAGCGGUGCAUAAGCCACGUGGCAUGCGGCGGCAUGUGGUAACGGUAGGUGAAUUGGAUGGUCUGGCUUGCGUGCAACAGGGCUAGCUAUUGAUGAAUACAUGGACGACGCAAGGCGAUGCAAGGCAUGCAGCAUAAGCACGAUACAAGCACUGGGCGGCGGAGUCACACGCGGGCGCUGACGGAAUGGAGCGGCGGAGUGCGGGGCUGUAUCUGUGGUGGAAUCUACGCAUGCUAGGUGGCUAGGUGCGCGGUGGGAAUAAAAACAGGUGCAGUGUGCUUCCGCAAAGGGACCAAAAUAAGGUAGCUGCUCUUUAGUACAGGAGCUGUAUAUGAUAGGCGGUGUAAUAACAGUAGCAGUUAAGGGGCAAAACGUACAUACUGUGUGUCUGCUGCACAUGCUGGUGGUUCGAUCGGCAGCGUGUGCCAAUUUGGCUUACACUGAACAGGUGCAAACGAUGUCAUAAAUGAUGCGAUUGUGUGUCGUGUGGGUAUCGUGUGCAGGUCUUAAUGGAGGGGGACCCAAGUAAAAGUGCAUUACAGAGGUGUGUUGCGUGUUAAGACGCAAACGUUAGUGUAGCAUAAACGGCGUGUGCCGGAACACGUGCUUUGAAAGUCCUUUGGAUGUAGUAAACCCGUAAUUCUUUGUCAUUCGAGUUUGUUGGCAAAUCGCCGAAAGAAUGUUCGUGUGGGGGUGGAUUGCUCAUGUGACGUGAAGGUGACACGGGGCCUGCGCUUACGAAGAGUCGCAGACGCGGACUGUGAGGGGAUGGCGGCCGUGUGGCCGUCCAGCAGAUCACUGUGUCAGUGUGUGGGACUGGGGACUGGGGAGCAAGGCGCGGGAGCAAGGUGACUUGGAUGCUUCAUCGUGCGGGUACACACGCAUGCGCACAGGGUGCGGCGGGGAGGACGGGCAGGUUGCGUCCGAGCAGCAAGUGGAGUUUCGGUCAGUCUUCCGUGCGAGGUGUGGGAGGUUUGCGUGCGAGGCACGUGCGUGGAAUUUAUGGGGGGGAAGUGUGUGUGUGUGUGUGUGUGUGUGUGUGUGUGUGUGUGUGUGUGUGUGUGUGUGUGUGUGUGUGUGUGUGUGUGUGUGUGUGUGUGUGUGUGUGUGUGUGUGUGUGUGUGUGUGUGUGUGUGUGUGGGUGAUAUGAGGCGGCCGAUGUGGCCAAGGCAUUGUGGCUGCUGCAUUGCAAUGCGAGGCGAGUGGUUGGCUAGUCGCAGUGGGGUUGCCGUGUGGAAGGUUUGUCGAGCUUGAUGGACAUCCAUUCGGCCUGCUGCAGUUCGAUGCGGGUUGACAACUAACGCAGAUUGAGGUCAGCAAUGCAGUAGCAGCGUGCAAAGGCACGUGCGGCGAGGUUGGUCUGUGGUGAAGCUGUAAUACACUGUUGUC